Messenger RNA from Dentiscutata erythropus, 463 nucleotides. Lineage: Eukaryota; Fungi; Glomeromycota; Glomeromycetes; Diversisporales; Gigasporaceae. The record is from the annotation of a GenBank genome assembly.
UCGUUCAGAACUCCUUGAUAGAGGAAAACUCUUUUGCUGUUCCUCAGGUUUCAUUUGUUAUUUCAAACCAAACGAAUAUUACUUGUAACUUUAUGAAUGCUAAUGGCAUCCAUGAUUGCACACAAUAUGUAAUGCAACCACAACUAGUUCCUUAUCAAUAUAUGGAUUAUAAGGAUUAUAACGGAAGUUUUUCUGCUCCUGGAUUAUUAUUUUCUAAAAUACCCAAUGAUGGAGCAAGUUCAAUGGAAUUUAAAUUUUAUUCAAAUGAUCCUACCUUAUUAAAUGCAAGUGAUUAUUAUAGUCUACCAUUUACCACAUCUUAUAAAUUUAAAUUAACAAGAAGAAGAAAAGACAUUAUGUUUCUAAGUUGGCAAAAUUAUUUGGGAUUUUCAUCUAACCUUUUGCAAAUACCAUAUUUUACAUCGACAAUGGAAGCAUUUCCACUUCAAAACGACACACCAGC